AUGGAUUUCCUAUUUGGGUCUCGCAAGACCCCUGCAGAGAUGCUUAAACAGCAUCAGAGAGCACUCAAUAAAGCUCAAAGAGAUCUGGACAGAGAGAGAACCAAGCUGGAGCAACAGGAAAAGAAACUCAUUGCUGAUAUUAAACGUACUGCCAAAGCUGGUCAAAUGGGAGCAUGCAAAGUCAUGGCAAAGGAUUUGGUUCGUACUCGUCGUUACGUUCAAAAGUUUUAUCAGAUGCGCACUCAACUUCAAGCUGUUGCACUCAAGAUUCAGACACUCCGAUCUACUCAAUCCAUGGCUGAUGCGAUGAAAGGUGUUACCAAGGCUAUGCGAUCCAUGAACAAGCAAAUCAAUCUACCUCAAAUAUCCAAGAUCAUGAUGGACUUUGAGCAAGAAUCUGAAAUGAUGGACAUGAAGGAGGAAAUGAUGAAUGAUGCAAUUGAUGAUGUAAUGGAAGAUGGCGAUGAAGAAGAGGAAUCCGAUCGUAUUGUCAAUGAAGUAUUGGAUGAGAUUGGCAUUAGUGUAAAUCAAUCGUUGGCCGAUGCUCCCAACAGUAAACUGAACGCUAAAGCAGAAGAAGUACCCGAGGACGACUUGCAAGCCAGACUCAACAGUCUGCGACAAUAA
This is a messenger RNA of Batrachochytrium dendrobatidis JAM81, 627 nucleotides long. Its product is annotated as ESCRT-III subunit protein DID4. The transcript has 4 exons. NCBI's taxonomy places the organism in Eukaryota, Fungi, Chytridiomycota, Chytridiomycetes, Rhizophydiales. Bases 1 to 627 code for a protein of 208 amino acids. Gene Ontology annotation, biological process: protein transport; late endosome to vacuole transport; endosome transport via multivesicular body sorting pathway. Gene Ontology annotation, cellular component: ESCRT III complex; multivesicular body. The record is from RefSeq and is a predicted model, not a curated record.